AUGCGUGUAUUUAAUCGCGAGGAUGACUGGAAACACGUUUUUUGGUCUAGAUUACAGGUCCUCAGUUUGUUUUCGAUUGUGGACCAUGGAUUUUCGAAACACAAUACUGAUGAAAAGCAGAAUGAUCAUGAAACAACAAAUUCGGAUUAA
Acaulospora morrowiae is the source of this 150-nucleotide messenger RNA. The record is from the annotation of a GenBank genome assembly. NCBI's taxonomy places the organism in Eukaryota, Fungi, Glomeromycota, Glomeromycetes, Diversisporales, Acaulosporaceae.